AUGCGAGCUUCAGCAGAACAGUAUCUAGAGGGCGUUAAACCGAAGGGUACUCUGAGAGCAGGAACCGGAAGUCGAGAGCGCAGACGAGGAGGUCGAGGGGGUGAUAUUGAGGAGAAGACAGAAGCGGAUGUGGAAGCAAAAGAGGAAGAACCAGAAGCGAAAGAGAAAGAGGAGGGGGAGGGGCGGAGAAGUUGA
Penicillium daleae is the source of this 195-nucleotide messenger RNA. RefSeq lists its product as uncharacterized. The record is from RefSeq and is a predicted model, not a curated record. The transcript has a single exon. The coding region runs from base 1 to 195 and encodes 64 amino acids. NCBI's taxonomy places the organism in Eukaryota, Fungi, Ascomycota, Eurotiomycetes, Eurotiales, Aspergillaceae.